Messenger RNA from Echinostoma caproni, 870 nucleotides. The record is from the annotation of a GenBank genome assembly. Lineage: Eukaryota; Metazoa; Platyhelminthes; Trematoda; Plagiorchiida; Echinostomatidae.
AUGAUACUUUUGGAGUCUGUUGGCAAUCUGGUGGUCUUGUUCGUGGCACUCUUUGCUGUUGCUUCUCGCGGAAAACUAUCCGCUGGUUUUACCGGUUUGGUAAUCAGUCAUGCCCUGAAUCUUAAUCAGACCCUGAAUUGGUUGGUCCGAAUGACAGCCGACUUGGAGAAUGAUAUUGUUUGCGUAGAACGGAUUGAUGAAUAUUCGCGAACAGAACCCGAGGUAGGAGACAAUUGGCCCGAGGGAAGAAUUGAAUUUAUCAACUACGGGACCCGUUAUCGGCCACAGUUGGACUUGGUUUUAAAAUCUAUUUCUGUUACCGUAAAUCGUGGAGAGCGUAUUGGAAUUGUCGGACGCACAGGAUCGGGAAAAUCAUCGCUGGUGAUGGGUCUCUUUCGAAUGUUAGAAGCGGCUGAGGGACAAAUCAAAAUCGACGGUGUGGAUAUCGGUCAAUUGGGAUUGCACGAUUUGCGUAGUCGAUUGACGCUUAUUCCUCAGGAUCCGGUUUUGUUCUCAGGCACAUUGCGAUUCAACUUAGAUCCAUUCAGCAAACAUACAGACAGUGAAAUCUGGACGGCACUGGAGUUAUCGCAUCUGAAGAGCUUUGUCAAUGAAAGUAGCAACGGUUUAGGACUGGAUAUGAUCAUUUCAGAAGGUGGAUCAAACAUCAGUAUGGGACAGCGUCAACUUGUCUGUUUGGCUCGGGCGUUAUUACGUCGAACACGUAUCCUUGUGCUUGAUGAAGCAACCGCAGCUGUGGAUGCAUUGACAGACAAUCUGAUCCAGACGACUAUUCGCACAGAAUUUUCACACUGUACGGUUCUGACGAUUGCACAUCGUUUGAACACGAUUCUUGAUUACGAUAGGUAG